Messenger RNA from Nerophis lumbriciformis (worm pipefish), 2337 nucleotides. NCBI's taxonomy places the organism in Eukaryota, Metazoa, Chordata, Actinopteri, Syngnathiformes, Syngnathidae. The record is from RefSeq and is a predicted model, not a curated record.
AUGCUGGCGGUGCGGUGCUUCUUGCUCUUUGCUGCAGUGGGCGAACGGCUGGCGGUGUCAGGGCUGUCAAAAUUAUCGCGUGUAAACGAGAGCCCAGGCCAGGAUGGAGGCCCUUGGGAUUGGUUCUCCCGGUCCGGGCGGACGACAGAGGGCGGCGACAUGACGGCCCAAGUGGUCUAUCCCAAGCGUUUGGUGCGGAGGACUGAAUCGGAGCGAGAAAUGGCUCGCGAGCACCUGGACACCAGGGUGAAAAUAAAUUACACACAACCCACCUCGGCCGUCCACCUGGCGCAGAGCAGUUUCUGGGUGGAAGCUUUCGGACGUGCCUUCACACUGGACCUGGAGCUAAACCAUCACCUGCUGUCCUCAGACUACGUAGAGCGCCAGUUCACACCGGAGGGACGACCUUUGCAGUCAACGGGAGGAGAGCACUGCUACUACCAGGGAAGGUUAAGAGGUGUGCCAGAAUCCUGGGCAGCCCUCUCCACCUGCCAUGGCCUGUGUGGGAUGUUUUCAGACGGAGUCUAUUCCUACCAGAUUGAGCCUGUUCACAAUGACAGCAACGAGGAAAAUCGCCCCCACCUGAUCCGCAGGAUGCCAGAUUUCAAACUCUCCCCUCAUUGCUCAGGCUGCACAGAGGACAGCAAGUUGGAUGGUGGAGAUGUUGGCGACGACCAAAGCGGGACCCCGCAGCGACAGCAGGAUGCUUCGGGGGCGCCCAAGCGAUCCAAGAGGUUCGCUCGCAGACCCUCCGUGCAGACCGAGACCAAAUAUAUCGAGUUGAUGGUGGUCAACGACAAUGACAUUUUUGUACAGCUGCGACGCUCCGGCAGCCACACGAAAAACUUUGCCAAAGCAGUGGUCAACAUGGCGGACGCGCUCUACAAAGAGCAGCUGAACACAAGGAUCGUGCUGGUCGCCAUGGAGACCUGGACCUCAAAGAACAUGGUGCCGGUGGUGGAGGACCCUCUGAGCUCGCUGCAGAACUUUAUGAAGUACCGGCGGGACAACAUCCGCGAGCAGAGCGACGUCGUCCAGCUUUUCUCAGGACGCACGUUUCAGAGCGGGCGUAGCGGGACGGCCUACACGGGAGGAGUGUGUUCCACCGCCAGGGGAGGCGGCAUUAAUGAGUAUGGGAAUGUUGGUGCCAUGGCCAUCACUUUGUGCCAGAGUCUGGGCCAGAACAUCGGAAUGAGAUGGAACAAUGUGCGAGACUCUGCAGGAGACUGCAGGUGUCCCGACACCUGGCUAGGCUGCAUUAUGGAGGAGACUGGAUACUAUCUGCCCAGAAAGUUUUCUCGCUGCAGCGUGGACGAAUACCUCCAGUUUUUGCUACUGGGAGGUGGCAGCUGCCUCUUUAACAAGCCUAACAAGCUGUUGGACCCUCCAGAAUGUGGCAACGGCUUUGUGGAACCCGGUGAAGAGUGUGAUUGCGGCUCCCAGGUGGAGUGCGCCCGAAGCGGAGGGGCCUGCUGUAAAAAAUGCACACUCACCCACGACGCCAUGUGCAGCAACGGGCUGUGCUGUAGCGGGUGUAAGUACGAGUUGAGAGGCGCGGUGUGUCGAGAGGCCGUCAAUGACUGUGACAUCCCCGAAACAUGCACUGGGGACUCUAGCCAGUGUCCUCACAACGUCCACAAACUGGACGGUUACACAUGUGAAAGUAAUCAAGGUCGGUGUUACGGCGGAAGAUGUCGAACUCGAGACGGACAGUGUAGAGGACUCUGGGGUUUUAAUUCAGCAGACCGGUUUUGUUACGAGAAGCUCAACGCCGAGGGGACUGACAAAGGCAACUGCGGUCGGGGUCCUGGCGGCCAAGGCUGGCUUCAGUGCAACAAGCCCGACGUUCUGUGCGGCUUCCUGUUCUGCGCCAACAUCAGUUCAAAGCCAAAGUUUGGUGACCUUGAAGGUGAGGUGACCAGCUUCACCCUCUACCAUCAGAACAAGUACUUGGACUGUCGGGGUGGCCACGCUCUGCUGGAGGACGGCUCCGACCUGGGCUACGUGGAGGACGGCACCCCCUGCGGGCCCAACAUGAUGUGCUUGGAGCGACGCUGCCUCCCAGUGGCGGCCUUCAACCUCAGCAGCUGCGCCGGCUCCGAUUCGGGGCGGAUCUGUUCCGACCACGGGACGUGCAGCAACGAGGUGAAGUGCAUCUGCCACAGAGACUACACCGGCAAGGACUGCAGUGUCUUUGAUCCCAUUCCGGAGCCCACCGUCCCAACGGGACCUGAGAAAAAAGGUCCCAGCGGCACCAACAUCAUAAUAGGCUCCAUCGCAGGUGCUAUCCUCCUGGCAGCUAUAGUCCUAGGGGGGACAGGAUGGGGAUUUAAGUAA